GAUAACUAAAUAAUUUUGGUUUUUUCCUUGACGCGGAAACUCUCCUCCAACAGUGUCCACAAAAACCGAGUGGAAGGAAGGAUCCCCGAAACUACCUUAAAGUCGCUCCCCCAAGAGACUAAAACACCCACCCACCACCCAUACCCAUGACUUGAUCUCCCCCUCAUGACAAUGUCCAUAGUCAUCACCAUACGAAAGCUCUGUAAACCCCGCGAUAACGAUGACGACUGUGACGACGACGAUCCACCGCCAACGUUGGAAGACCAUCAUCCCCUUUCACCACUCAAAAUCUUGUUGAUAUGCACUCUUGCUGCCACUUUCGCUUUCCUUUGCUACAUCAUCCUCACCAAAAUAUGUCGUGCUUUUCAAACGAGACGUCGUAGGAGAAUUAACAAUAAUACAAAUGAAACCCCCUAUCAAGAGCCCGUGCUGUUUCAUCCCGUUUGGUUGAUCAACACCAUCGGUUUGGAUCAGUCCAUGAUCGACUCCAUCCAGAUGUUCAAGUACAGAAAGGAAGACGACUUGAUCGACUCUGAUUGCCCUGUUUGUUUGGGUGUCUUUGAAGAGGAAGAAAGCCUCCGGCUUUUGCCUAAAUGUAGCCACGCUUUUCAUGUCGCUUGCAUUGAUACGUGGCUGCGAUCUCACAAAAACUGCCCCUUGUGUCGAGCACCGGUGGUUAACACCCACGGAAAUAAUUCGGUUGAAUCAAGCACACAGGAAGAAGACUCGACCCCUGGAACUGAAAAUACCAAUGGUGUUAGGGUGCAGAGUGAUCUGACCAACCAUUGUUGCCAAAAACUUGAACCAAUCAGAAGAUCACUUUCAAUGGGCUCCUUUCACUUUUUUCAUCAAGAAUCAGCAGUGUCGCCUAAGCCGAAUGCGAUGCUGAAAAGUGGCAAGCCAAGAGGAUCGAGCUCGAGGGCGGGCCGAGAAUUGGUCUAGAAGAAAUUUGAAUGAAGCCUCUAUCUUUGUGAUUGUUUCUUUCAUGGUAUAUACAUACACCCCGUAUAGGUGUCACCACCCUUCUCUUAUUAUAUCAAAAUCCAACCUACAGGGGUUGAUUAAUAUUUUUAAAGUUGUACUGCCUUAGAAGCAUGUCAUGGUUUUUCUUACUAUGAUGUUUGGUCUCGACCAUAAGUUAAAGUGCAUGUGUAACGAGUUUGGGUUAUCACCAAUGAAUUGAUAUUUUAUAUGCA
Helianthus annuus (common sunflower) is the source of this 1196-nucleotide messenger RNA. RefSeq names its product E3 ubiquitin-protein ligase RING1. Lineage: Eukaryota; Viridiplantae; Streptophyta; Magnoliopsida; Asterales; Asteraceae. Gene Ontology annotation, biological process: protein ubiquitination. The transcript is spliced from 2 exons. The coding region runs from base 166 to 942 and encodes 258 amino acids. The record is from RefSeq and is a predicted model, not a curated record. Gene Ontology annotation, molecular function: transferase activity.